Messenger RNA from Pseudomyrmex gracilis, 5862 nucleotides. RefSeq names its product cGMP-specific 3',5'-cyclic phosphodiesterase-like (gene Pde6). Bases 1777 to 5007 code for a protein of 1076 amino acids. The record is from RefSeq and is a predicted model, not a curated record. Gene Ontology annotation, molecular function: 3',5'-cyclic-nucleotide phosphodiesterase activity; protein binding. The transcript has 13 exons. Gene Ontology annotation, biological process: signal transduction. Lineage: Eukaryota; Metazoa; Arthropoda; Insecta; Hymenoptera; Formicidae.
UGGACGCGUAACCAGCUCCGCGCUGCUCUCCUCCGACACCCGCCUGAUUCGACGAGAGAGAAGGACAGAGACUUCAGUAAGCUCGGAGCUUUUGACUGGUUCGUAGAUGCUCGCUGUGUCGCGUCGUCGUAGUGUCCGUCGUCCCGCGUCCCGGCGCAAAACGCAGCACACGCGAUUUGGUCUCAGUGACAGACGAUAUUAAUAAUGCGGCAGUGAUAUCCCGACUUGGAAAGUUUUCUUUGAACUGUCAAUUGUGAGAUUAGAAUGAAUUUGUUUCCGAAAUAGUGUGAAAAUCAAGAAAUGUCACGAACAAGCGGAAGCUGCAACGAUUGUCAGAGGUGAUCCUGAAGAAUGACGUUGACAGAAUGGGAUGAUCUGUCGGGGGGUGGUGUUUCGGUGGUGAAUGACAACCUGCCGAACGAAAUGAAGAUUCUAUCGGAAAUGACUUUGAAAUAAACGCGGAGAAUUACUGUCUCUUCUCGUGAUACUAUCGGAAAUGAGAUAGACGGAGAAACUUUGCCUAUUCUCGCAAUCUAGAAAGAGGACAAUGUGCCGGUCGAUGCAGUUUCGAGCUAGUGAUCGCACGUUGUCAUCGGGCUGCGCGUCGAUCUUGUCUGGCGCGCAAGAUCGGAGCGAGAUCCUCGAUAAAUAACUCGGGCGGGAAGGUGCGAGAGGGACGGGCUUUCUUCUCUUCCGAGGCCGACAACGUGGAGAUGAUCGAAGCCUCGUGCAAAGAAGACGAUGAUCUUGCUCCCGGAAGCGCGAAAGCGCUUAUUUAGAGCUCACGUUGAUCACGUGUGGUCUUGAGCGAUCCUGUUCGGAGACCCGGAAGAGCGAAAGCGACUCCGACGAGUUCUGUGUUAAUUAACACAAUAAGUCGACGAAAUAAAUGAGAAGGUAAUUAUGAAAGAUUAAAAAAAAAAAAAAACUGCGAAGAUCGAAGAUCACUUGCGAUAAUUAGUCAAACGUCGACGCAAAGUUCUUGAAUUCGAGCACGUCAGAUUUGCGAAAACAAAUGAGUGUUAAGAGCAAUCAAAGUCCGAAUUUGAUGGAAACUUUGAAGAAAUAGAUACAUCGAAUGACGAUGAACUUAAACGUGAACAAAAUAAACGCGAGUUAUGAUCGUGUGACGAAGAUUUUGGCAUCAAGUUCGAAUUUUGCAUGACGGAUAACAAUCGCGUUUUUAUUUGGCAAGCGCCCAGUUUCUAUCGGUCGAUCAUGAUUGAACGCAUUUGGAAUUCGAAUUAAAGAGUUCGGAAAAAAACAUUUGACACUGAAAGAAAAAUAUGUUUACCGGGCAAAAGAUUGUGAUAAAAAUGCUAAGUAUACAUGGUUAGGGUACAGUGUUACGAUCGAGUUACUUCCGAUGACGUUCACUUAAAAAAAAAUACGACAGGAUGUUAAAAACAAAAUACAUCGCGACCCGUUGAAAUGAUCCGUCUAUCGGAUAUGAUAAUUGUCAACGAAAGACUCGAUUGUAUGCGACGAGCUUUCACGUGUGACAGGAACGCGUGAAUGACAUUUCGCAGGAGUAAUGGCUAUUUCGGGUCGGACACGCGGAUGUGCUACAUUUAUAAGACAAUCAUCGCAAACAAUUUAUUGCAGAUUCAAAUUUCCGAUAGUCACAAAAAUGCAUGAAAACAUCGGAAAACGAGUGACCAACGAGAUAUAAAAAAAACAAAAAAAAACAAUUUCAUCUCUACCGUACAAUUCUCAUCGCAGACACAACUGAACAUUCCUAUUGCGCUCAAUGCACGUUACAUUAAGCUUAAGGUGAUGGAAGCAGAAGACGAAGUGGAUGAUGAGUUGUCGGAGGCCGCCGACACAGAAGCAAAUCACAACAAUAACCUAGAGAAUUUCGAAACAAUGAAGAUAUCCCCAAAACCGGUGUCCGAGAGGACAUCGGAAAAGGACAACUGUCCUUUAGUUUGCACGUCCAAUCCCGAACAGUCGAAAAUUAACGAUUCUCACGACGACAAUCCCGAAAAGCUGAAAACGUCCGCGCGAACAGAAUCAAAAAUACCCUUAAGUACAAGUACAAAGACUGACACGAAAGAGGGUGAAAUCGCCAGGUUGUGCAAGAGCAAGAGGAUUAGUUGUCAGGACACCAUACACGAGUAUGACGAGGAGGACAAUCUCACCAUGGAUAGGGUUGGAAGGUAUUUGGAAGCGCAUCCUGCUUUAGUGGAAACUUGGCUGCAAGAGAAAGCAAGCCUCGAGCUUCGGCAACGACUGCAGAACACGUGUAUGCUGCAAACAAUAACACCGAGCGCGCCAAGCGUGCAGCAAGAAGAAACUCUCCUCAAUCGAGGAGGCAAACGCAACAGCGUGACGUCCGAUCUCUUCCAGACUUGGCUGGCUUCGAGCUCGCCUGUGAAGCGCAGCAAGAGCCCCAAUAGGACUCAUACCUCGCUAAUGGGUCGACGCGAAGAACUAGGCAGAUUGGACGAGAGCGAUCUAUUUAUGGAACUGAUACGGGAUGUGGCAAACGAGCUAGAUAUCAAUGUCCUUUGUCAUAAGAUUCUCGUAAACGUUGGCCUACUCACUCAUGCCGAUCGCGGCAGCUUGUUCCUGGCCAAAGGGCCUCUCGAGGAUCGGUAUCUGGUGGCAAAGCUGUUCGAUGUCACGCAAGACACCGAACUCGAGGAAGCCAUGCAACGGGCCAAGAACGAGGAAAUCAAAAUACCAUUUGGCGUCGGUAUCGCCGGUUAUGUAGCACAGACUAAGGAGAUUAUCAACAUCAAAGAUGCUUACAAGGAUCCGAGAUUCAACAGUGCGAUCGACAUGCGAACGGGAUAUAAGACGACGCUGAUCUUGUCAAUGCCUAUAUGCAAUUACGAAGGUGACGUUAUCGGAGUCGCUCAAAUUAUCAAUAAAACGAACGGUAGCAACGAGUUUACUGACAGAGACGUCGAGGUGUUUCAAAGAUACCUCACGUUCUGCGGUAUCGGCAUACAGAACGCCCAACUGUUCGAGCUGUCCGUGCAGGAGUAUCGGCGCAAUCAAAUACUCCUGAAUCUGGCACGGAAUAUAUUCGAGGAGCAGAACAAUCUCGAGUGCCUCGUCACGAAGAUCAUGACCGAGGCAAAGGAGCUGCUCAAGUGUGAAAGAUGUGCUGUUUAUCUGCUAGAUUUGGACUGCGGAGAGGCAGGUCAUCUCGAGAAAAUCGUUGAGCGUCCGGGGAAAUCGGUACAAGAGAGCAGAAAGCCGUUAUCGAGAAGAGAGGCGGCUCAGAGCAACAACAUCGACAUGGAGGACAUUUUCCAACAACAUGCAUCUAUUGAGGGCAAUAAGUUCACCAUGGUCUUCGAAAUGGAUAACGAAACGCAAGAGGCGCGUAUCUACCGACCGAGUAACGCCGACCUGUCCAGUUCGUUGGGACAGAUCGCGAGGUACGUUGCCGCGACAGGACAAAUUCUUAACAUCGGUGAUGUCACCACAUGGUUGAAGAAAGACGUGAUGGAAAGCGGCCAGGAACUCAUCAAAAGUAUUCUGUGCAUGCCAAUUGUGAACGGACAGAGGAUUGUCAUCGGAGUUGCUCAAUUGAUCAAUAAGGACAACGGCGCGUCCUUCACCGACUCGGAUGUGUCGAUUUUCGAAGCGUUUGCCAUUUUCUGCGGUCUCGGAAUUCACAACACGCAAAUGUACGAGUCCGCGUGCAAGCUGAUGGCGAAACAGAAAGUCGCCCUCGAGUGUCUAAGCUAUCACGCGACCGCCAACAACGAGGACGCUCUCCGGCUUGUCUCCGACAUUAUUCCGUCUGCGGAAACAUACAAUCUCUACAGCUUCACGUUCAUCGACUUUGAUCUCACCGACGACGAUACGUGUCGCGCUACUAUUCGGAUGUUCAAGCAAUGCGAUCUGAUACAAAAGUUCCAUAUACCGUACGACGUUUUGUGUAGGUGGAUCCUCAGCGUAAAGAAAAAUUAUAGGCCGGUGAAAUAUCACAACUGGCGGCACGCGCUAAAUGUCGCGCAAACAAUGUUCGCAAUGUUGAAGACCGGCAAGAUGGAACAAUUCAUGACCGAUUUGGAAAUUCUCGGACUCCUGGUGGCCUGUCUGUGCCACGAUCUGGAUCAUCGCGGUACCAACAAUGCGUUCCAGACGAAAACCGAGUCCCCGCUGGCGAUUUUAUAUUCGACCAGCACAAUGGAACAUCAUCAUUUCGAUCAGUGCGUCAUGAUUCUCAAUUCCGAUAGUAACAACAUCUUUCAAAACCUGUCGAUGGAGGACUACAGACGGGUGAUGAAAGUAGUAGAGAGCGCUAUCUUGUCAACCGACCUAGCGAUGUACUUCAAGAAAAGAAAUCGUUUUAUGGAGGUGAUUGACGAGGGCGAAUUCGACUGGCAGAGCGAAGAAAAAAAAGAAUUAUUAUGCGGUAUGAUGAUGACCGCGUGCGAUGUGAGCGCAAUAGCAAAACCUUGGGAUGUGCAACAUCGCGUGGCAAAGCUGGUUGCUGACGAGUUCUUUGAUCAAGGUGACCUGGAACGUCUUCAGCUGAACCAGCAGCCGGUGGCGAUGAUGGAUCGCGAGCGGCGAGAUGAGUUGCCGCAAAUGCAAGUCGGUUUUAUCGACGUUAUUUGCUUGCCACUCUACAAAGUCCUAUCGGAAACGUUCCCGUGGAUACUACCGCUCUAUGAAGGCACUAUCGAAAAUCGAAAGCACUGGCAGGAUUUAGCGGAGAAGGUCGAGAUGGGACUGACGUGGAUCGAUCACGAUACAAUCGAGGAACCGGUAGAAGAGUUUAUCUCUUACGAGCCUAAGGACAUCGAGUUUACAGUAACGACCUUGAACUGUGUUCAUGCCGACAAAAAGGAACAGGUGACUGACAAGUCAACGCUCGGCAGAUUCGCUUCGUUGAGAAAAGGCGGACGUACAUUGAGCAAGGGAGUUCGACAUCGUAUCAGCAGGUCGCUCUAUGCUAGGAGCAGCUCGGAAGACGGCGGCAGACCGAAGGCCUUGUUGCCGGAGAGAAAAAACCGGAACAAACUGUGUUUGCUCAUUUGACGGCUAACUUCGACGACGCUCGAGAGCAUCCCUGAGUGACACUUAAUAAGUGAUGAUAUUGAGAGAUAAAUAUUUUUGCAACACAUCGCAACUUCUAAUUGUCGAAGGUGGAAUCUUUAACGUGCGAGUUGCUUAGACGAUGAUCGAUUAGAUUGGUGAACAGCGUGGCUGUUACACAGAAGACAAGAUUUAAAAUGAACCUAGAGAAGUUGGUCCCAAUUUGAGGGAAUUAAGAGUUAGAGAGAAUCAUGAUAAAAAGAGAGAAAGAUCGUUUCCUGCUUUGAUAUGUAAAGAAUUCAUGUUUUCGAAGAAUAUCACUAAGAUACUGAAUAAAUUGCACGAAAAAAACUUUUAAAGCUGCUGUUUUCUCUCUCAGAGUGAUCAAAUACUCGUAGGAAAUGAAUCCUUUUUGAAAAUUUUCAAGAGAGAGAAAAUUAUUUCGACUUACAAAAAUGAUUAAAUUUUGCAAUCUAAAAAAAUUGAUUUAGAAUCGACAAACGUAGAUUUUGUGCAAAUGAAAAAUUCGCUAUUUGUAAAAUUCGUGUACUUGAACAAAAUUGAAAAAAUUAACAAUAUUGGCAAAAAACGCAACAAACGUUUAGACCAGAAUGAUUGCAAUACAAACCGAAAAGAAACUAUAUUGAGCAAAAACCCAUCUACAAUAAAAAACCAACAAAUUAAUAAAAUAGUAAAUAUAACAUUUUAGUUUUGCUCAUUUCACAGUAUUUUAUAAAAAAAUGAAGAGAUUAUAAAAAUCUCUACAUUAUCUGAUCAAAUUGGUUAAACAAUAAACUAAAAUCAAAGAUUUUAACAUUUUAUCAUAAAAAAAAAUGUUGCACCAGAAAUAUAAAAAAA